ACGUGACAGCUGCGUGCCCGGCACAUCCCCGCCCUUAGCCGCGAAACCUUGGCAAUAGUCGGGGGAGCUACGGCCAGGAGGCGGUCUGCGCUACCGCUUUUACGACCGGGUUGUGUGUGAGACUUCCACAAGCGAUCAGCUGUUCCCAUCGCAUUCGCAUGCAAACUUCCCGAGAACCCGUAGCCCACUCCCAGCCACCGUUGCCAACGUCCACACGUGGACUCCAGAAGACUGACAGCAUCUGGACGCGCCGAAGACACGCUCGUAAUAAGAGAUGGCGAGGCCACGGCAUUCCUCGACAACAUUGGAGCCCCUUUCCCACAAUGAAGCAACGCGCUCCCUCGUGCUCCGGCGCGUCUUUCAAGAUGGCAGCAGAGGCGACCAUGAGAUGUCAGCCGAGUCGAGCAUAUCAUGUCCUCAGGGCUACCGAGUUGGCCUCUUCUGCAUGGCUGAACGACAUCUUGGUGUUGAGAUACCAGCAGCUCCUCCCUCGCGCUUCACGUGGCAGCCUUACCACGUCCUCCUCCUGUUUCCACAACUCCUGCUGUUCCAACAACACCGAGGUUCUCGGGAGCUGUUAUCAAAUGCACACACUCCCUGACGCGUCGUCGUCUGCGUCUGCUCAGCCGUAAUCCCGUGGUUCAGAGGUUUGUAGAAGGUGAAGUCAAGGGACUUGCGCAGCGCUGGCUGGGUCGCACCUUCCCCU
Neohortaea acidophila is the source of this 706-nucleotide messenger RNA. RefSeq lists its product as uncharacterized. The transcript has a single exon. Bases 159 to 632 code for a protein of 157 amino acids. Lineage: Eukaryota; Fungi; Ascomycota; Dothideomycetes; Mycosphaerellales; Teratosphaeriaceae. The record is from RefSeq and is a predicted model, not a curated record.